This is a messenger RNA of Desarmillaria tabescens, 895 nucleotides long. RefSeq lists its product as uncharacterized. Lineage: Eukaryota; Fungi; Basidiomycota; Agaricomycetes; Agaricales; Physalacriaceae. The record is from RefSeq and is a predicted model, not a curated record. The transcript has 2 exons. The coding region runs from base 226 to 723 and encodes 165 amino acids.
GACAUGGAUAUCGAAUCCUGCUCCCACCUUUUGCGUCCGAUGAUUGAGCCCGGUAUUGGCGGGAGCCCCACAGUAAUUCGCUCUCGGGUAGCUAGAAAUCUGUUGCUAAGCGCCUUAACGCCGUAAUCACGGUUCGCCAGUGUCCGCUGGAGAGAUCAAGGCCUUGCGCGCGUGGGAACUCGAAACUUUAACCUUGUUCUCCACCGUCGAACUCGUCUUCACUUGAUGGACGACCACCUCGACACUGCUCUGAGCGUCUUUAAACAAGUUUUUGACGAGUUUUACGCUUGGGAGCAAGACGAUACUCGGACCUACAUCCAGUACCUCGCCGCUGAUGCGGAAUCGGACGACGGUGAAGAAUGGGAUGAUAAUUUCUUCAAGGUCGACGACCAGUUAUCUUCCGUAAUGGAUGAAGGCGACGAUAAUGACGAUCGGAGUUUCCUGAUACGAUCGUUCGAUCCCGACGGAUCGAUUCGAGAUCGCUAUAAAGUUCCGUGUGUUGAAAUUCAAGCGCAGAUCCCCCUCGAGUUUCAGCAUCCGUUGAAGUACGAGAUGUGCACCCCGGACUCGAGGAAUGCUGGACAAUCCACUUCUUUCAAUUCUGAUGAGGUUCUUCACUUCAUUCCUUAUGCAGACGAUGAGGCCUUUCCGUUAGAGGAGUUUUUGAAUCCAGGAAAACUUGAGGCCGUUUCGGAAUUUUGCAUGGCAGACAGAAGAGUUUAGAGACCCUGAUGUUGAUGUUAUCGAGCUUGAAGUGGCGAGGCGACUUCAUUAUGGUGACCUGAGACUUUCUUUCUCUAGCAUAGACACCCUUGGAAUCCUCCAUAAUAAAGUCGAAGCUUCGGGUCCCGCAGGUUUUCUCUGGGAGACGUCUCAAAGGUCUGACUUGGGUCUC